AUGGUCUCGUAUCUAGCAGUUCAACUCGCGUCAAUACAACAAUAUAUGGGAUGGAUUAUGAUAAUCUAUAUCGUGUUCGGUAAUAUCGGCAAUCUAUGCAACUGUCUUGUAUUUCUUCGAAAACAACUUCGAUCAAAUUCUUGUUCAUGUUAUUUAUUAGCAGGUUCUAUUUCAAAUAUUAUCGUAUUGUCAUUUGUUACAUCGACAAAUAUUUUUUCAAUCGAGCAGUUCGAUCCCACGAAUAAUUCAUUAAUUUAUUGCAAGUUACGCGCGUACUUUUCGCAUAUUGUUAUUAAUCUUUCACGUUUCUUGAUCGUACUUGCCUGUUUUGAUCGUGUUUGUAUCUCCUCCAGUAAAGUAUCAAUGCGAAAUCUUGGCAAGGUACCAGUAGCUUUAAGAAUUAUUUUUCUCACGAUUGUGUGUUGGUCUUUGAUUUCUGUCCAUGCCCUCGUUUGGAAUACGAUUAGCAAUGGUAAAUGUAUAAAACCAGGUCUAUACAAUAUUAUUUUUGGAAUUUAUGUUUUUAUUGUUAUCGGAGUUGCACCACUUAUAUUAAUGAUCACAUUCAGUUUGGUUACAUGGCGUAAUAUACGUGUCGCACACCGUCGUGUUCAUCCGGCAUCGACUAUUAGUAGCAUGCGUCAACGUGAUUUUCAAUUAACGCGAAUGUUGGUAGCAGAGGUAGUCGUAUAUGUAUUGUCUACAAUACCCUUUCCAGUCUAUUCCUUUUAUUCUUCUGUAACAAUGUCGAUCAACAAAAGUGUUGAUCAACAAACAAUAGAAGCAUUCAUUAAUUUUAUUGCAACUGUUUUUAUGGUAUAUAUAAAUCCAUCAUCGACAUUCUACGUAUACUUGGCGACAUCGAAAACAUUUCGAGUUGAAUUUAAAGCAGCUGUUAAAAAUAUUUGGCAUCGAGUUCUUCGAAGAAAUCAACAGCGUCAACCUUUGAAUGAACCUACAAUGAUGCUCGCCACUCGAUUUUUGUAA
Molecule: messenger RNA, 987 nt
Organism: Rotaria sp. Silwood2
Lineage: Eukaryota; Metazoa; Rotifera; Eurotatoria; Philodinida; Philodinidae
Source: the annotation of a GenBank genome assembly